CCCACCUGUCAGCGACGCCCGGCGGAGGCCCUACCGUCUCCCGCACCCCCCGCUCUCUCCUCUCAUCCGCGCCGCUACUUAGCAGUACCAGCGCCGCUAACACAACACGCGCUCGUGUACAGCCGCUACUCUAAUCAGUCUACCUGACCACUGCAGCUCAGCUCGCUCGUGAGGGAUUCGUUAGCGGUGGACGGGUGGGAGAGUAGAGCCGUAGACAGACAGGGACGCCAGCCAGCCGUGGUGUUGGUGUGUGGCAUUGUUUGAGCUGUGCGGGUGAGGGGAGAGGAGGGAUGGACGAGGAGCUGGCGAUGGCGAUGGCGGCGGCGGCGAGCUCCGAGUGCAGCAGCGGCUGCCAGUCUGGCUGGACCACCUACCUCGACGACCACUCCUCCUCCUACUCCUACGGCACCGCGCGGUUCCACGGCAAGGCGGGGCAGCCGUACUACUGCGACUACUCGGAGGAGGACGACCUGUCCAUGAUCUCUGACGCCUCCUCCGGCCCGCGCCAGCAGAGCUCCGCCGGCAACGACGUCGAAGGCGGCGGCGGCGCCGCAGCACGCGCCAAUGCGGAGAGGAGAGGGAGGCGGGAGGAGGCCGCCGCGGUGGCGAGGCGGCAGAGCAAGAGGGCCGCCGCCGCGUCCCUGCUCGAGGACACGGCCAGCUCGCCGGCCUUCUUCGGCUACUCCAAGGCGAUGGGCUCGGCAGAGGCCAAUGGCUAUGGCGGCGCCGACGCCCCGAUGAUAGAGAUCGCCAAUGCUGCAGACUUCUCCUACGCCUUCUCCACCACGACGGGCUUCAAGUCUCCCUUAAAUGGAACUGCUCUGGGCGGCUACAUGCAAAUGCAGUACUCCCCGGCUCCUGUCAAUCCGAUGCCCACGAGACAGGUGAGCAGAGGUGCGCCGGAGAAGAAGAGGUGGUGACCGCCGAGUGCUGGUUGAUCGAGGAGCUUUCGCCGGUGCCGGCUGGAGUGAAGGAAAGGAUGUUCAUGGCUUUGCUCCGCCCUGCUGUGUUCCUGGGAGCACGGGGAGAUGGGCAGGCAGGCCGGCAGGCUCGAGUGCGUUUGCAAAUCUUCUUCAGAUCUCCAAGAGAUCCUCCCAUUCCAUCCAGUAAUCCCCAUCUGUUUUGCCACCUCGCUCUGUGCCCCCUGGUGGUGUGUUUUCACUGUGAACUGUGUGCCCCCCCUGUUCCUCCUCCCACAUCUGCAGAGUUUAGUCUCUCCCCCACUUUUUAGCUGUCAUUGCAGUGGGAAACAACAACCUGAGGCAAAACAAAACAAAACAAAGCAAGCGCGCCGACGUGAAAUCCCUUUUGCACCA
Molecule: messenger RNA, 1316 nt
Organism: Setaria italica (foxtail millet)
Lineage: Eukaryota; Viridiplantae; Streptophyta; Magnoliopsida; Poales; Poaceae
Biological process (GO): cytokinin biosynthetic process
Source: RefSeq, a predicted model, not a curated record